AUGUCUUCAAGAGUGGGAGCCUCUGAACUAGCUAAGACUGAAAAACUCAGUGGAAAUAAUUUUCAUGCAUGGAAACGUAGGAUCAUGUUGGCCUUAACUUUAGAAAGACUGAUUUAUGUGAUCAACAAGCCCUUUCCUACUUUAGGAGACAAACCUACUGAUGAGGAAAAGAAGGAAUAUGAGGCUUUUGAGAAUGAUGACUUGAUGGCCAGAACCAUCAUGUUAACAUUCAUGGAAGAUGAUCUGAUCAGAGUGUUUGAAGACUGUCCAACAGCAAAAGAUAUGUUAGAUAGUAUUUCAUCUAAAUUCAACACCACUACUACUAUGCAUGUUCAAUUGUUGCUAGAACAGUAUACCUCGUAUAAAAUGAAGGAAUCAGAUAAAGUUGUUGACCAUGUUAACAAAAUGUUGGUCAUGGCUAAGGACCUAGCAGUAGUGGGAAAUGUGAUAUCUGAUAACAUGCAAAUAUGCACCAUUCUGAAUAGUUUACCAUCUUCUUGGGAUAUGGCUGUCACAGCGUUGAGUCUUUAA
Nymphaea colorata (pocket water lily) is the source of this 531-nucleotide messenger RNA. RefSeq lists its product as uncharacterized. NCBI's taxonomy places the organism in Eukaryota, Viridiplantae, Streptophyta, Magnoliopsida, Nymphaeales, Nymphaeaceae. The transcript has a single exon. The record is from RefSeq and is a predicted model, not a curated record. The coding region runs from base 1 to 531 and encodes 176 amino acids.